UCAGCUGUUGUGAAGAGGAUGAUGACGUGUUUCCGCUCUCACACCCCGACAUUACAACAACAAGGUAGGCGAGCCGAGCUGGGACGGAGAGAGGCGACGGUGCCCGCAGAGUUAAGAGAUAUCCAAGAUCUGUCACCACACAAGAAUUGCCUCUAUUAUAUUACAUUGGAAAGCACCAACAGAUCUACAGAUGAGGCAGGUGUUGUAGAAGGGAAACCUCAUGCCCCAGGUACGGCAGGGACUGUUUUAGGUGUAGUGCUGAGUCCAGAAUGAAGAAAAUUUGAGGAAGUUUUCUCCUCAGGUUAGUCCUGAGUUGUUAUACUAAGCUCUCCUGAGCGACAGGUUCUUCAGAGCCCACCUUGCUAGUAAUAUGAACCAUGGACCCUGGGGCAGUUGAUAGUCCUGUAACCUUGGUCAUUAAGGCCCCCAACCAGAAGUAUGAAGACCAAACCAUUAACUGCUUCCUUAACUGGACUGUGGAGAAGCUGAAGAGUCACAUCUCCAACGUGUACCCCAGCAAGCCGCUGUCCAAAGACCAGCGGCUUGUGUACUCAGGAAGGCUCCUUCAAGACCACCUGCAGCUCAGAGAUGUGCUCAGAAAGCAGGAUGAAUACCACAUGAUGCACCUUGUGUGUGCCUCACACAGUCCCCCAGGCUCGCCCAUGCCCCGGAGCCCCUCUAUGGUCAACUCUUCUGCUUCUGACUCCAGCAGUUCAGACAGUGCCGGCUCCGCCUCCCCUGCCACCACGCCAAAUCAGGACAGUCAGCCAACCUCUUCCUCCUCCUCCCCUUCUGUCCCAGGAAGUUAUGAUGGGCUGAGGUAUCGCGGUGGCGGUUUCCCCCAGUACAACCCUCAGAGCCCCCCCGGAGUCCCUCAGUGGCCAGAUGGAGCCCAGGUCCCUUUACAAGGCGGCCUCCCUGCCAACAUACCCCCCCAUCCCAUGUACAUGCCCAUGCAGAUGCUGUGGUGGCAGCAGAUGUAUGCACGCCAUUACUACAUGCAAUACCAAGCAGCAGUAGCUGCCUCUCAGCCUCCCAGCACCACCCCUCCCUCCUCUCCCUCGUCCACCCCCCAUCAGCCCGCCCAGCCCAAUGAAGCCGUGCAGCCCCCGCUGGGGCCUAACCCGGCCCCAAACCCUUUACCAGAGAACCAGCCGGCCAACCCCAACAUCCAGAUGAACGCGCAAGGUGGAGCGGUGUUAAACGAUGACGAGCUGAACCGUGAUUGGCUGGACUGGUUGUACACAGUGUCUCGCGCUGGUGUGCUGCUCAGCAUCGUCUACUUCUACUCCUCCUUUAGCCGUUUUGUCAUGGUGGUUGGAGCCAUGCUUCUUGUCUACCUGCACCAGGCUGGUUGGUUUCCCUUCAGGCCGGAGCAGCAGAACCUUAGAGGAGGAGAAAGGGCCGAUGCUCCUCAGGAGGAAGCAGAGAGACAUCAGGACAUACAGGAAAUGGAACGUCUGAUGGAUGAGGGCAUUGAGGAGGAUGACAGUGGUGAGGAAGGGGGCGGAGGCCCUGAGGACCAGGCCCAGGCUGCUGCUCCUGCUGCGCACCCUGAGCCAAGCUUCCUCACCACCGCGUGGUCCUUUGUCAGCACCUUCUUCACCUCGCUUAUCCCCGAGGGACGACCCCACCCGGCCAACUAGGUAGACCCCUCUACCUCUCAAAACCCCUUUUCCUUCUGCCAGCAGGUAUCGCUCUACAGCAGUUCCCGCCUCCAUCUUUACUGUCCAGAAUACCCCAUUUACCCCAGAACCAUCCGGUCAAAUACCCUUUUGCCACAGAAAACCUGACACAACUCCAGCCACUCGGCUACAAACCUUCUACAUGCUGCCAACAAAAGGACUGAUAAUAAAAACAGGCUACUCUGAAGUUAAAGAGCAGAUGCCGUGUGAGUUCUGCAGGGGUUUAGGGGGAAUAAAUGAACAUUUAGAAAAGAAAUAUCACGCUGUGUUAAUGGAGUAAAUGCUUCAUUAGUGAAAGUUUUUUUUCCCAUUUUAUUGAUCGUGAAUUCAUUGAGACAUGGCGAUUUUGAGAGACGCCGGAGGGAGCUGUCUUCCAUUUUAAGCAGUGAUGAGGUCAUGCUUUUGAAAUUCUUCAAAUGAGCAAUGUGACCCAGAUCACAAGAAGAAAAAAAAAAUCAGGAAUCUCCCUGAAAGGAGAGGGAGAAAUACGUCCUUAAUAAACCAUGAAAACCACAUCCCUAAAGACAUUUUCAUGUAUGCACUCGAUGUGCUUAUAGACACUGCAGCUACUGAAGCACAUUGUUUUCCCACUUUGUGUAUUUACACAUGUAAGUAUAUGCAUCUUUAAUUCCUGAAUAUAUGCUUUUUUGAAUAAAAAUCUUGCUGCGGUUUGA
This is a messenger RNA of Lates calcarifer (barramundi perch), 2359 nucleotides long. RefSeq names its product HERPUD family member 2 (gene herpud2). Lineage: Eukaryota; Metazoa; Chordata; Actinopteri; Centropomidae. Gene Ontology annotation, biological process: endoplasmic reticulum unfolded protein response. The transcript is spliced from 9 exons. The record is from RefSeq and is a predicted model, not a curated record. The coding region runs from base 378 to 1646 and encodes 422 amino acids. Gene Ontology annotation, molecular function: protein binding.